CUCUCCGCGGCGGCGGCUGCGACCGCUGAGGCACCAUGGCCGACGGCGGCGGCGGCCCCGCGGAGGCUGCCAGCCCCCGCGGCUCUCCGGGGCCGGCACUGCGGGCCCCGCGCACUGUCGGGCCGAGCGGCGGCGGCGGCGGCGAGACCCAGCGGACGGCGGCGCUGGCGCUGCGUUUCGACAAGCCCAUCAAGCAGGCCUUCUACAACACGGGGGCCGUGCUGUUCGUGUGCCUGUGCUGCGGCGCCGCCGUGCUCGUCUACUUCAUCCUGGAGGCCUUCCUGCGGCCGCUGCUGUGGGCUGUGUUGUGCGGCACCUUCCUGCACCCUUUCAAGAGCUCGCUGACGCGCCUGGGCCGCCACUGGCUGCGGCGCCUGCACCGCGCGCACACGCCCAUCGUGCUGGCCGCGCUGCUUCUGCCGCUCUGCUUCGUGGACUACGGCGUCGAGGCCCUGGGUGAGCAGGCGCUGCGCCGCCGCCGCCUGCUUCUGCUGCUGGGCGCUGGCGGCCCGCUCCUUUACGGCCUCUACUGCCUCGGCAGCUACCUGGGCGUGCAGGUGCUGCUGGCGCACGCCGGCGCGCUCAUCUGCCGCGGGCUGGACUACUUCAGCAGCCUGUGGAUCUGGACGUUGGUAGUUGGCUAUGUGUUGACUGUUUCAUUCAAGUGGAAUGCAAGCACUGAACGCUACUUGAGAGCAGUUUCAAUUCCGGUCUGGAUUAUAUUGCUUUUUCAUUUAGCAUCCCUGGCUGGCUCCUGGAGAAUUCCAGUAUUCCUGGUUAUUGUUUUCCUGAUGUCUGUGGGUACCCUUUAUGAAAAGCAGAAUGGAAAAGAAUCUUCUGGGGCAGAGUUACCAGGGCAAGUUAUUUCUAUGGCAGCUUCUACUCUAGCAAACUUGGCCAUCUCUAUCACAGGGUAUGAAUCAAGCAGUGAAGACCAGCCCUCAACUCGACCUGCAGAAACAAUGGACAGGGGAGAAUCCCCUCCAACAUUGUCUUCCUCCCCUUCACCCUCCUCCCCUUCACCUACUUUGGGCAGACAAAGGCCUGAGAUUGCAACAUUUCUUAGAAAGAAGAAAACUAGUGAUAUCUACUUUGUGUCUCUCGUUUGGGCCAUCAUUGUUGUGCAGCUCUGGUUGAACCUGUGGAUUGUGCAGUUGCUGCCAGUGCCUAUUGCAGUUUGGAUACUCAAAAAGCUUGUCAUUCACUUUGGAGUUGUGGACUUCCUGGCAAAACGCUACCACCUGUGGUGGGGGGUUAUAGAAAGCUUCCUGAAAGAGCGGCAGGGAGCUCUUGCACCAUGGCCAAUUGUCGGGCUCGGAAAAUUCUUGUUGAAAGUUGAUAGCAAGCUCUGGCACUGGCUAAAUAAGAAGAUGAUCAUCUGGUUGGAGAAGAUGCUAGAUAAAAUAAUUAGCAUUUUCAUCAUAUUUUUGUUAGUUAUAGGAACCCUUCUUUUAGCCCUACUCCUGACUGCAAAGGUACAUCAAGAGAGUGUACACAUGAUUGAAGUCACAAGUAAUUUGAUUAAUGAAACUCUAGCAAAUCACCCUGAGUGGGCAAAUUGGCUUCCUGAGGCUCAGGUAGUCCAAAGAGCCUUGAAUUCUGCAGCUAACAAUGUGUAUCAGUAUGGACGAGAAUGGAUAACCCACAAGCUUCAUAAAAUUCUAGGCGAUAAGAUGAACAAUACUGCUGUAAUUGAAAAGCAAGUGCUGGAACUUUGGGAUAGACUGUAUCACUCUUGGUUUGUUAAGAAUGUAACACAUUCUGGAAGGCACAAAGGACACAAGUUGCAUGUCAAUCGUCAGAAUAGCUGGCUGGGAGACAUUCUGGACUGGCAGGACAUUGCUUCCUUUGUUCAUGAGAACAUUGAAACAUUUCUUUCGAUCUUGGAGUCUCUGUGGAUUGUUAUGAGCCGGAACGUGAGCCUGCUGUUUACCACUGUCACUACGCUCCUGACCAUCCUCUUCUACAGUGGGACAGCCCUUCUCAAUUUUGUGCUGUCUUUGAUAAUUUUCCUGACCACACUAUUUUAUCUAUUAAGUUCCAGUGAUGAGUACUACAAGCCAGUGAAGUGGGUGAUAAGUCUGACUCCACUCUCUCAGCCAGGUCCUUCUUCUAAUAUUAUUGGCCAGUCUGUGGAAGAAGCUAUCAGAGGGGUGUUUGAUGCUUCCCUCAAAAUGGCUGGCUUCUAUGGAUUGUACACCUGGCUGACUCAUACCAUAUUUGGCAUCAAUAUUGUCUUCAUACCAUCAGCAUUAGCAGCAAUCCUUGGAGCAGUGCCGUUUCUGGGGACAUAUUGGGCAGCAAUCCCUGCAGUUCUAGACCUGUGGCUGACACAAGGGUUAGGAUGCAAGGCCAUUUUACUGUUGGUUUUUCAUCUCUUGCCAACAUACUUUGUAGAUACUGCAAUCUAUUCUGAUAUAUCAGGGAGUUUCCGUGACAUUUCUGAAGAUCUGAAAUCUUCAACAGACUGACAUGGUUUCCACUGCAGUGAUUCUUCUAGGAAGUUCAACCUUGACAGUGAGUUCGGCUCAGCUGUGGCCUUCUGCCCUUUCAGCUGUGCCUAGCAAGCAGCGACCAGGAGAGAAGCAAAAGCCUUCUGGCCUUACAUACGAAAUGUCCAGACAAGAAAGAACUUGCAGUGAGCUGCUCUGCAUUUAAAAACACAGCUUGAGAGUUCAGAACUGUGGUUUGCUCACUUAGAUGCUGAUGGUUUGAAAAGUUUCGGUUUAUACACUGGUACCAUGGCUUGAAAUUUUCCCACUUUAGUUAUCUAUAUUAUUAAACAGGUAUUUAUAAAGUUAUUUUAAGAACUGUAAACUACCUGCUGUUAAAAAAAGACACAGUGUAGUUUUCUCCUGCUUUAAGAGAUCUAUUCUUAAACUUUUCUAAGACAGUCACUUUUCAAUGAACAGGGCUUUCAUUUUUGUGUGUAGUUGUAUGAACAGGAAAAAUGAAUCUUCGCACAGUUAUCAUCCCUCUUUAAGAAAAACUAAAUCCUGAGUGCCAGGGUAGCCUGGGUUUGUUUGAUGAUCAUUUGUGUGUUGCAACCAUAGGAGACCCAGGGAGGCUGAAACUCUACUUCCCUUCCUUCUGUCUCCAACUCCAUUAGUCUGUUGCCAAAAUUUUGAAACUUAGCUGACCACAUUGAAGUAAAAUACUUAUUAAGCUGCUGUGAGUGGUAACAAUAUGAUAAAAUCCAUGCUAUCUUUUAAGUUUUUUCUUUCCAAAUGUUUUAAGUGAAAAAUCUCAGGUGCAGCAGUACUCUGAUUUGUUAAAUUUAUUCCUGUUUCAUUAUUUGGACUCUGCCAAUUAGUUAUUAGCAAACUUUCAUAUUUUUAUAGAAGUUUUUUCCAUCCCUUAGCACAGUGCCUUGCACAUAUGACUCUAAAUGAAUGCCUGUUGAAUUGAAUUGCAACUUUUAAAAUAACUCAGAUUUCACAAUAGCCAGCAUAGUGCUU
Messenger RNA from Carlito syrichta (Philippine tarsier), 3458 nucleotides. RefSeq names its product transmembrane protein 245 (gene TMEM245). The transcript has 17 exons. The record is from RefSeq and is a predicted model, not a curated record. Bases 36 to 2471 code for a protein of 811 amino acids. NCBI's taxonomy places the organism in Eukaryota, Metazoa, Chordata, Mammalia, Primates, Tarsiidae.